AUUUUGAUUAGAUUUUAUUGAAUUUGAAAAAUGGACACAGAAGUAUAAUGUACAGUAUAACAAUCAUGGUGUAUUUGAUUUGCGAUAUGGCAUUUGGCAGAAGAACUAUGCAAUGGUUAAAGAACACAACUCUAAAAACCAUACAUAUACUUUGGCAAUGAACAAGUUUGCAGAUAUGAGCUUUGAUGAGUUCAGACAACAAUACCUUAUAACUGCUCCACAGAAUUGUUCAGCAACCAAAUCUAAUCACUUGAACAGUUUUAAUGACAUUCCUAAAGCAUUUGAUUGGACAAAAUAUUCCAGAAAAGUUGUUACUGAUGUGAAAUCGCAGGGUUCUUGUGGCAGCUGUUGGAGUUUUUCUACUACAGGGGCACUAGAAUCUGCUACAGCCAUUGCUAAGUCCACAUUGAUAUCUUUAUCUGAACAACAAUUAAUUGACUGUGCACAGGCUUUUAACAACCAUGGCUGUAAUGGCGGUCUUCCUGCUCAAGCCUUUGAGUAUAUUCACUACAAUGAUGGUCUUAUGGCAGAUAUUGAUUACCAAUACAAGGCCAAGGAUGGCAAAUGUAAAUAUGAUCCCUCAAAGGCAGCUGCAUUCGUCAGUAAGAUUGUUAAUAUCACCAAGGGAGAUGAAGAUGGUAUUUUGAAUGCAGUGUACAAACAUGGUCCUGUGAGCAUUGCAUAUGAUGUUGCUUCAGAUUUCCAUCUCUAUCACAGUGGUGUAUACAGCAGUACGGUUUGCAAGAUAGACCCAGAACACGUCAAUCAUGCUGUAUUAGCUACUGGGUUUAAUGAGACAGCUGAGGGGCUCAAAUACUGGAUGGUCAAGAACUCAUGGGGUCCAGAUUGGGGAUUAGAUGGAUAUUUUUGGAUAGAAAGGAACAAGAACAUGUGUGGACUAGCAGACUGUGCCUCAUAUCCAAUUGUUUACAAAUAAAUCAUCUACUUUACCAUUUCAGUUACCAAUGUACUCUCAUAUUAUCUGCCAAUAGAGCACAAUUCUGAGAUUAAGCAGUUAUUAUUAUCACAAAUUUCACUGAUUAAUCAUAAACAAUAAAUAUUUGUAAUUUUCAUUUCAAUAUUAAAUAAACUAUUUUGAAAACCU
Molecule: messenger RNA, 1105 nt
Organism: Saccoglossus kowalevskii
Lineage: Eukaryota; Metazoa; Hemichordata; Enteropneusta; Harrimaniidae
Product: pro-cathepsin H-like
Biological process (GO): proteolysis
Molecular function (GO): cysteine-type peptidase activity
Source: RefSeq, a predicted model, not a curated record